Molecule: messenger RNA, 1195 nt
Organism: Cherax quadricarinatus
Lineage: Eukaryota; Metazoa; Arthropoda; Malacostraca; Decapoda; Parastacidae
Source: RefSeq, a predicted model, not a curated record
UCAGAAGGCUGUAGCUGCAGGUGGAAGUUGCAGGUCAUUUGAUGGUGGCUGGUUGCUCACCUGGGGUUGGCUGGCUAAGCAGUGACCGAGGUGGUGUCCUGCUGGAGGGUAGUUGUAGUGCAGCAAGGUCGGGAUCAUGAGGAGGUCAAAUUUGGGAAUGGGAAGCGUUCAGCGAUCCGGGGCCAAGUCACGCAAUACUGACAGUACUCCAAGCAACAGACAAAGUAUGGGUCAACAAGCGCGGAAAUCAUUCAUGGCCAAGGGACUACGACCAGAUAGCGCAAAGAUCGUGGGCAGCAGAUUAAAGCCUUUGAGCAGUGAAGGUCUUAAUCGGCUGUCUUUGGCUUCAUUGCGGUUCACCCCAAAUAGAAAUAGUGGACCAUCCAGUAAUAUUCUUCAAGCUCCCGCCAGUGCUAGCAGGUUCAGCAAUAGUCAAAGGACACGGCAACGUAGCACAGGAAUGGGUACUGUAAGCAGGAAGGAGACCAGGCCCAUUAAUGAUCCAGCCUUCAAGAAUCAGUGCAUAGACAAGAUUCUUGAUUUUCUUGUUCAACAUGGCUAUGAGCACCAGGUUAAUCGGCGUAGUCUACACACGCCUUCAACCAAAGAUUUUGGAAAUAUCUUCAGUUUUGUUUAUCGACAUCUGGACAGCUCUUAUGUUCAUCCCAGUAGGUUUGAAGAAGAAAUUCCAAAGCUUCUGAAGCUUCUGAAGUAUCCUGUUCAGAUGUCAAAGUCAUCUUUUAUCACAGUUGGUUCCCCACACACCUGGCCAUCAGUGUUAGCUAUGUUAGUAUGGCUUGUGGAUCUAGUGACAAUGAAUGAAUCUCUUGACCCUGUUGCCUGUGUUUUUCCAAAUGAUGAAAGGUCUGAAAUUAAUGGAGGCAUGCUCAAGUUUUGGACACAUGUGAAUAUUUUCAACUGUGAUGAUGAUCCCGAAAAUAUUCAGGCUUGCUUAAAGUGUUUCCAAGGAAACAAGCUGGUAGUAUUCCACUUUGAGAGUCGUCAAACUGAUGGGGAGUGGGAACAAAAUUGGAAUUUUGCUGCCAAUCCCAGAUGCGAUUUGCUGGUAGAUACUGGACAUCUUAAGCUGGUUGUGGUUGCAGUUGUAGUUGCGGUGCGGUGGUGGAUGACGUUCCGCUUUGUCCUUGAUCUAAUAAGUCAGUGGCGUGGGUCCCAGCCUGGGCUGGCUGAGUGA